AUGUACAAGGUCAUCUGGGACCCGACAUGGGUUCCUUCCAUCUAUUCUAGAAAAGGUGGCAGCGCCAUCCAAGCACGGGCAUCAGCGCCAGCGCCAGCGCCAGUGCGCAUCGCGGUGCAUCGUUGCAUCGUCGCUUUCCAUUCCACCAUUUUCGUGCUGGUGCUUGUGCUUGUGCUUGCAGAAAGUGCUUGCCUCUGCCUGUCUGCCUGCCUGCCCGCCCUCAACUCGGACCCGCCCGCACCAAAGCUGCGCCGUGCGCUCUGCAACAAGCAAGCAAGCAAGCUCACCAUACCGCGCGGCGCAAGCCGCGGAAUGGAAUUGUGA
This is a messenger RNA of Pseudogymnoascus verrucosus, 324 nucleotides long. RefSeq lists its product as uncharacterized. The transcript has a single exon. The coding region runs from base 1 to 324 and encodes 107 amino acids. The record is from RefSeq and is a predicted model, not a curated record. Lineage: Eukaryota; Fungi; Ascomycota; Leotiomycetes; Thelebolales; Thelebolaceae.